GUUUACUCUGGCACAGAAAAGUGGCUGUAGGGGCGGGGAGUGGCUGCAUGAAUGUUGUCUUGAAAAAUAAGAAAAUACACUUGGUUCAAGGCAAGAAAACGAAUCUGCAAAGUUUUAACGAUCUGGACGGGCCGCUUUUGUUUGGACUGUUCAUUUUCUGUCGGUAGAACAUGGGAAAUUGUCACACCGUUGGACCAAACGAGGCCCUGGUGGUUUCAGGUGGCUGCUGUGGCUCUGAUCAGAAGACCUAUGUGGUUGGAGGCUGGGCUUGGGCCUGGUGGCUCAUCUCCGACAUCCAGAGGAUAACGCUUGAGAUUAUGACCCUGCAGCCCAAGUGUGAGGAUGUAGAGACAGCGGAGGGUGUAGCUAUUACUGUCACUGGGGUGGCUCAGGUGAAGGUGAUGACAGACAAUGACCUUCUGGGAUAUGCCUGUGAACAGUUCCUGGGCAAAUCUGUCCAGGAGAUCAAGAGUGUUGUGCUGCAGACUCUUGAGGGUCAUCUCCGUGCCAUUCUUGGUACCCUAACUGUUGAGCAGAUUUACCAAGACCGUGACAAGUUUGCCACUCUGGUUCGUGAGGUCGCUGCACCAGAUGUUUGCAGAAUGGGCAUCGAGAUCCUUAGUUUUACCAUCAAGGAUGUCUAUGAUAAAGUGGAGUAUUUGAGCUCAUUGGGGAAAACCCAGACAGCAGCUGUGCAGAGAGAUGCAGACAUUGGCGUGGCAGAGGCUGAGAGAGAUGCAGGGAUUAGGGAAGCUGAGUGCAAGAAAGAAAUGAUGGACGUAAAAUUUCUGGCUGACACAAAAAUGGCUGAUUCCAAACGAGAACUUGAAAUGCAGAAAGCUUCCUUCAAUCAAGAAGUAAACACUAAGAAAGCAGAGGCUCAGCUGGCGUACGAGCUGCAGGCUGCCAAAGAGCAGCAGAAGAUUCGUCUGGAGGAGAUCGAGAUCGAGGUGGUGCAGAGGAAGAAGCAGAUCACCAUCGAGGAAAAAGAAAUUGACCGCACAGAGAAGGAGCUCAUUGCUACAGUGAAGAGGCCAGCGGAGGCAGAGGCCUACAAGAUGCAGCAAAUCGCAGAGGGACAAAAGAUCAAGAAGGUGCUUACCGCUCAGGCCGAAGCUGAAAAGAUCCGCUGCAUUGGUGAAGCUGAAGCCAACUCCAUCGAGGCUGUGGGUAAAGCAGAAGCCGAGAAGAUGAGGCUGAAAGCAGAGGCGUAUCAACAGUAUGGAGACGCUGCCAAGACCGCUCUGGUCCUGGAGGCUCUGCCCAAGAUUGCUGGUAAAGUUGCUGCACCAUUGGCAAAGACUAAUGAGAUUGUGAUCCUGAGUGGAGACAGCAACCGUGUGACUGGAGAGGUGACCCGCCUCUUAGCUGAGCUGCCUGUGUCAGUGAAUGCCCUCACAGGGGUCGAUCUGACCAAGAUGCCACUGCUGCAGAAGAUGACUGGAGUGGCUGCAGUUUGAUGACUCCACUCUCACCUGCCUCAAGCAUGAAAAUACACGUCUCUUAUACUCAACCUCAGACCCAUUUAUGCAAGUUCAUUUGACCAGAGACACCAAACAACACAUUUUAUAUUUUUAUGAAAUUUUUAAUUUUUAAGUUGCUGGGACCUUUUACUGUAAGGACCAGACUAUUAACAUGUGCUUUUUAGUUCUUAUAGACCAGAUUUAUGUUGUAAAACUAUACUAUGUUUAGUUUACUUCCUAGAUGGGGCAUAUUUGGGAGAUUAUUAGAUUACAGUCAAUGUGUAAAGGGGCAUGAAGUUAAACUAUAGAGACUCGUAUUGUAAAUCUGAAUGUUGUUUGUUUCUAAAGUUUUAGUUUGCACUGCUUACUAAGUAGACUCCUAAUUACCUUUUAUUUUUUAAGAAGUAAACAACUUCUUGUUCUUGUUCUGACUGUAAAACUAUUUGGUUCAUUGUUACAUGUCUUCUACUGUGCAGUGCCUGUUCACCACUAAAGUGCCCAAAGCUUAGGAAUCCUUUUGGUUUUUAUGUUAGAUUUAAUUGUAUAGUAUGCCACUGUGUUCUAUCACUAUUACUAACAAUACUUUUUUCUACUUUCAUGCUUUGCUACAUAUACUAAAGCCAUAGACUCGCCUUAAAACUCUGGUUACCUGCCAGGAUAACUUUUACUAUUACCUCAAAUAGAACAUGGUAGAUGGACAGGGUGUAAGCUUUAAUUAAUUCUGUUAAUUUUCUGUGACAAUAUUUUAGACCCAUAUUAAUUAAAGGUACCCUGUGUAACCUUUUUCACGGUAGAGGGUCUGCUACCUGCUUCUCUGUUGAGAUGUUAUGACUUUGUUUUGUAUGUUCCAUAGUAUGACAUUAUACUUAUCUGUCUUGUAUUUGCUCUAUUACAGGUGUUUUUAUUGCUACAAAAUGUUCUGAAAACAUAUGAGUGGGGUGGCUUUUUCACAGACCUGGCCUGUAAUUUGAACUGGUAGCAUCACCACGUUGUUCCCAUAGAGAUAGAGCAGUUUAUUGCUGUACAGUGGAACAUUUAAAGCAAAAACAUUUCCUUUGAGAUGAGAAGGUGGCUGACUCUCCUCCAGAAAAGUUACACAGUGUAUCUUUAAUGUUUAAUUCACAGGCUGCUAAAAUGUGGUGAUGCAGUGUUUUUUUAAGAUGGAAAUUGGACAUGUGAUCUGCUGGUAAACAUAGUAAGAGCUUUGCCUUGACUGAAUUUUGAUGUGAACAGGAAUGGCAUCACCACUACUAAAUACACCCAUUUACAAAGCCUACUUAAAUAGUGAUUGAACUAUACCAUUUGUGUUUUUAUGUGAUGACAGGUUAAAUGCAAUGUGAAUGCUUUUGCCUCUAGAGGGCAGCCUUGGAGAAAUGUUGCUGGAUGCAGUUGCUCCUCUUUUUCGCAAUGUUGUUCAUUUGAGCAUGUAUGUACCUACUACAAAUCCACUUUCCAGAAAUCUGUGACAUGCCGACGUUUUCAGAGGCAUUGGCGAGUUUUUUUUUUUCCAGUUUAUACUUGUAUUUUUUUAUUGUAAAUGAUAUUAGCAGUGUAAUCCUCUACUAAUGAUCAUCAAAUCUCAGAUAUCUAAUUGUGAAUAAUAUUGUGAAGUUUAAGUUAGUGAUCCUCCUAAUCAGCUGUUGUAAUGUCAUAUCUUCAGGUUCAAAAGGCCAGUAUUUGAAGUAAAAUAUACAUAUACCAUUGUGGCUCCCUGAUUUAAAUCUCUAUUCUAAUUUAACCAUUUUCUGGUCCUAUCAAAUUGCUUAUAUGUGUAGACAGACAGUACCUCAAAUCAAAUUCUAUAAGAGUUUUUAAGAAAUAAAAAUGGUGCAGUAGAUGUAAGCUUUAUACAUACUAAGAUGAUACAUGUUUCACCUUUUAUUGUGUCUCUCUAAGGAUCAUAAAUGACUAUCGUUUGUAAUAAACUAACAUUUACUGGAUUCAAGUUUCGCAUUGUCAUGUGAGAGAGACCAAACACUAGGGACCUAUGCCUUAUAUUACUCUUGUCUGGAAGUAUAAUAUAUAACCGUUUCAAUAUGUAGCUUAUCUAACACUGGCCGUUGGAAAAUUGUAUGUAUCAGCCAUUGCAUCUACAGCAUGUGUUCAUAUAAUCCACCUUAUCUGUGUGUGACCCUGCACAAAUGCCAUAGACCCCCAGUGUCUGUCUGCAAACACAAAAAUAUUGAAAUAAAGAUCACAUUGUUGUUUUCA
This is a messenger RNA of Periophthalmus magnuspinnatus, 3674 nucleotides long. RefSeq names its product flotillin-2. Gene Ontology annotation, cellular component: plasma membrane. The record is from RefSeq and is a predicted model, not a curated record. Lineage: Eukaryota; Metazoa; Chordata; Actinopteri; Gobiiformes; Gobiidae. The transcript is spliced from 11 exons. Gene Ontology annotation, biological process: regulation of myoblast differentiation; protein localization to plasma membrane. Bases 171 to 1460 code for a protein of 429 amino acids.